Molecule: messenger RNA, 3543 nt
Organism: Anopheles maculipalpis
Lineage: Eukaryota; Metazoa; Arthropoda; Insecta; Diptera; Culicidae
Gene: Oga
Product: protein O-GlcNAcase
Exons: 5
Coding region: 37-3543 (1168 amino acids)
Biological process (GO): glycoprotein metabolic process
Molecular function (GO): beta-N-acetylglucosaminidase activity
Source: RefSeq, a predicted model, not a curated record
CAAACAGCAGUGGCCCAUCUUUCGGUUGAUUGCGAUAUGGCAGAAACGGCAACGGAUGUGCCAACGGAACCUGCCCAUCCGGAGGUAAAUCUGCACGAGAACAGCAGCAGCAGCACCGGCCCCAACGAACGCCUCUCCGAUGGGGAGAAAUUGCCGGGUAAUAUACAUACCCCAGCGGAGGGCUUCAUCUGCGGCGUCGUGGAAGGCUUCUACGGACGACCUUGGACAACGGAACAGCGUAAGGAUCUGUUCCGCAAGCUGAAGCAGUGGGGCAUGGACUCGUACAUCUACGCCCCGAAGGACGAUUACAAGCAUCGGGCGUACUGGCGCGAGCUGUACACUGUGGAGGAGGCGGACCAUUUGACCGGGCUGAUUACGGCCGCACACGAGCAGGGCAUCAAUUUCUAUUACGCCCUUUCGCCCGGUCUCGACAUCACGUACAGCAGCGCGAAGGAGGUCAGCAUCCUAAAACGAAAGCUCGAACAAGUGUCGGAGUUUGGCUGCAAAGCGUUUGCAUUACUGUUCGACGACAUCGAGCCGGAUAUGUCGAAGCCGGACAAGGAAGUGUUUCAAAGUUUCGCCCACGCACAGGUAUCGGUGACGAACGAGAUUUUUAACCAUCUAAACUGCCCACGGUUUAUCUUCUGUCCGACGGAGUACUGUAGUUCGCGUGCCUCGCCAACGGUCAAGCAGUCGGAGUAUCUGAACACGCUCGGAUCGAAAUUGGUACGAGCAAUCGAUAUCCUCUGGACCGGCCCGAAGGUAAUCUCCAAGGUGCUAACGGUCGAAUGUAUCGAGGAGAUAACAGAGGUGCUGAAGAGGCCACCAGUCAUAUGGGACAAUCUGCACGCGAACGAUUACGACCAGAAACGUGUGUUUCUUGGACCGUACAGUGGCAGGUCACCGGAACUGAUUCCACUCCUCCGGGGUGUUGUUACGAACCCGAACUGUGAGUUUCACGCCAACGCCAUCGCUAUUCAAACGUUGGCGUACUGGAGCAAGUGUAGCGUGGACACGAAAAUUUCUAGCUCACUGUCGCCCGACAUUAAGCUUGAGACGGAAAAUGAGCAGGGCAUUUGUGAGGGUGAUGCGCCGGCCUUUCUGUCGGAGAACGUGUACCAUCCACGAUUGGCGCUUAAGAAUGCGAUCGCUAACUGGUUGCCGGAGUUUUUCCAGGAGAAGGAAGCAUGGGGUCCUAUCACCAAACCUCAGCCGGCUGUGACAAUGGUAAUGCCCAUCAUACCGAUCAUACCAUCGGUAAAUACCUGCAUGACGUUAACAUCGACCAGCACAACCACCACGACCACUGCCACGGUUCUGCCGAUGCCGGAGGUCAAUACUACCCAGCUGCAGCUGUUUGCCGACGUGUGCAGCACCGUAACGAAUGUGGCCGAAUCACUGCCCAAUCCUAUCAUGAACUCGCUGGUUUCCGCUACGAAGGUGAUUACUAACGAAUCUCUCCCGAAUCCGGUCGCUGCCGCGGUGAACCACAUUGCCAUUCCACCAACGAUCCCACUGUCCAGUAUUCCGGUGCCGCUGCUAAAUAUGAAACCGCUCGAACCAGAAGUUACGGUUGCGGAUUGUAGCGAACCGGUUAGCAAUGUAGAUAUGGAUAAAGUUAGCUCGAACGAGGAAGGUUCCUCGGCGGAGGAAGUUUCCACCGGUACAGUUCCUCCCCUGGACGGGGAUGCAGUGAUACACGACGGUACGGCUGAACAGCAACCGCAACCGGAACUGCCCCAAACGAUUGCGGAAGAGGAGGAUGGCGUUUCGGGAGUGGAGGAGGAAAAAAUGCAGGAACUCGAUGAAAAUGAGGUCAAGAUGGUAGAUGCGAGCGAAGAGCCGGAUGAUAAGAUGACGGUAAGCGACGAACAAGUGCCAGUUAACCAGCAACCUGGGCUAGACAGUAAAAUGGUCGAUGAAGAGGACGGCAAGACGGAUGUGGUGUUUAGUACGGCAAGUCCUGCCAUCGGGACUGUUCCGGUACCGGAACCGAUGGAGUGUGGUAGCAACUUAACCUCUCCCAGGCAUCAGCUGAAGAGUCACUUUGAUGAUAUUGUGAUGUCGGAAACAACGUCGACAUGUUCCGGAACAAUGCAGGUUGAAAGCUCCGACACAUCGCUGGAAAUGGCUGAAGACAAAAAUGGCCACGAGAAACAGAUAACCGCCGUAGACAUAAUGCUGCUGUGCGAUUUAUUCUAUCUGCCGUUUGAGCACGGUUCGAAAGCGUUGCAGCUGUUGAGCGAAUUUUACUGGCUACGGAACAACGCCUACGUGCUCUGUGCCCAGCGUACCACCAACAACCGGGUCGGCAAGCAACGCACACCGAGCACCGCCAGUGGAAGCAGUCUUGGCGGUGUAACGUCGGACGGUUCUACCGUACCGCCAGCGGGCGAAGAUAUAACCGAACCGCCAUCCAACGGACCAACGGUGACCAAGUACGACGCCCAGGAAUGGCUUCGACGGUCGGAAUCUUUUCAAACACUCUGUCAAAGUAUUUUCGCGCUAACGAAAAAGGUUGCUCGCUGUGCAAACAAGGAGCUGUGCUACGACCUCUUUUCGUACGUUUGGGACAUUGCUAGCGUGCUGUCGCUGUUGAGCGCUUUCGUCAAGUGGCUAUCGUUGGGCAACUUUCCGCCCAACAUUAACUCCUUUAACCAGGGCGGUUACAAUUGGUUCAGCAAAGGAUGGAAGGAAACGUUCAUGUCUGGCGAUCAGGAACCGUGGAUAUUUCGUGGUGGACUGGUAGCCGAUCUUCAACGACUGAUUCCGCUCGAUGCGGCCAACGAUCUGUUCCUGUACAAAACGCCCGAAACGUCUUCCGUUCGUCUGUACACGAUACGCCCGUAUACGUUCAGUGACGAGGCCACGCUGUACGAUAUCUGCCAACGUACGGCACACGAUGGCGAUGUGCUGGAGGACCGUCCGACGGAAAGUACGCUCGCACAUCUGAUAGCGGACCGAUACCUGGGGCCAUUCCUUACGAUGGCACCCGAAUUUUGUAUGGUGAUCGAGGAUCACAACGAGCAGAUUGUAGGUUACGCGUGUGCAGCACUGGACACGAAAACGUUUAUCCGCAACAUGGAACAUUGCUGGAUACCGGAGAUGUGCUUAAAGUAUCCCGAAGUAUUACUUGCACAAACACCGGAUCAGCAGGCAGCCAGCGGCAGCACCGUUGCCGGAGAUGGUUCGUCCCCGCCGGCAGUGGGAAAAGCUUCCCAAAUGGUCCGUGAUAGUAUUCACUAUUUUCAUAACUUUCAAAACGACUAUCCCGCUACCGUACUCGCCAAACAUCCGUCGCUGAUGUGCUGUCGCAUUUUGAAGGAACACUUCCUGGAGGACGAAACGGUAUGCAAGCGCGUAGUGACGGUACUUUUGGCCGCGCUACGUUGUUACGGUUCGUCGGGCGGUGUGCACGUGUGCAUUAAUCGUAACGAUCGGUUUCUGUAUCAGUUCUACGCGAAGCUUGGUUUUGUAGAGCUUCCGACAACUGAACCGACUGCUCCCGCCGAUUCGAACCUGUACAUGGGACGAAAUUUUUAA